Molecule: messenger RNA, 774 nt
Organism: Bipolaris oryzae ATCC 44560
Lineage: Eukaryota; Fungi; Ascomycota; Dothideomycetes; Pleosporales; Pleosporaceae
Exons: 1
Coding region: 1-774 (257 amino acids)
Source: RefSeq, a predicted model, not a curated record
AUGCGCUGGGCCGACAAUUACACUUUACAGCACCGCAUUCCGCCUUCGGUUGCUCGCGCGCACGCCUCUACUAAACAAGGUCCCGCAUCCACAAAAGGCGCUUUGCCACUCACUGCCUGUCUCCGACCAAAACCAAUCCUCCUUCUUCCUGCACCUGCAUCCUCAUCCUCAUCCUCGAAUACUCCCAUCUUGACCCCGGGUUCCAACAAUUCCAAGCACCCACGCGCCACCACCAUGGGCAGCAGCUGGAACCCCUUUUCCGUGUCGCCCAACCGGCGCUCGUCGUCCUACCGCCCGGGCUAUGCCUCCUCGUCGUACUCGUCGUCGUCGCGCCACCACAGCUCGACAUCGCGAUACAAGCGCUCACCCCGCGACAACUACAUGCAGCACCUGUACAAGAAGCUACAGCACUUCCUGCGCGAAAUCUGGCGCUAUGCCCAGCGCCACCCUUACAAAGUCUUCUUCAUGAUCAUCAUGCCCCUCGUCUCCGGCGGCGUGCUACACAAGCUCGCCCGCCAAUUCGGCGUCAAUCUCCCCCAAGCGGGCAACAACAACCCCCAGCACCGCGGUAGCUCCGCCGGCGGAUACUACGGCAGCCAAGGCUACGGCCGCGACACAUAUACCUCUUCUUCCUCCUCCCGACGGAGCGCCCCCGCUCCUGCCAACGGCGGCGGCGGCAUGAUGGCCAGCCUGCAAAACAUAGACAUGGACAAGGUGGCUGGCGGCAUCGGCGGCCUGGCAACCAUAGCGAGUAUGGCGUCUAAAUUCGUCUAA